This is a messenger RNA of Protomyces lactucae-debilis, 530 nucleotides long. RefSeq lists its product as uncharacterized. Lineage: Eukaryota; Fungi; Ascomycota; Taphrinomycetes; Taphrinales; Protomycetaceae. The transcript has a single exon. Gene Ontology annotation, molecular function: structural constituent of ribosome. Gene Ontology annotation, biological process: translation. The record is from RefSeq and is a predicted model, not a curated record. Gene Ontology annotation, cellular component: ribosome. Bases 180 to 362 code for a protein of 60 amino acids.
CCGCGACACAUCAUGCGGCAGACCUUCAAGGGCAUCGUCGUCUCGGCGCUCAAUGCAAAGACCGUCAAGGUCCGUACAACUUUCCAGACAAAACACCCGAAAGUGCUCAAAGUAACGGCAUCCAUUGCAAGUAAGUGCAUUCGCUGACAACGUAGACCAUCACGCUACACAAAAAUUACAUGGCGCACGAUGAGACAAAUAGUCUAGGACCGGGCGAUGUCGUCCGUAUUGAAGCGUGCCGUCCCAUGUCUGCGCGGAAACGUUUCGCCGUUGCAGAACUCUUACAAAAAUCCAAAAUCAGCAAUGGUGCGCCUGCAAAGCCAAGGGAACAAGAGACAAAGACGGAAACAAAUGCGAUAUAGCAUCAUGAACGAGUAUAUAAUAAAGAGGCAGUCUACCUGAGAGACGUACGAAAGCGAAUCGCGCAAAAAACAAAUCAUUCCAAGACACCCAGCGCAGCUUGCAGCUUACAGUUUACAAGCCAGCCUUGAUGGCCUUGUUGGCUUGCUUCCUCAGCUUCUUGGCGGUAC